Messenger RNA from Saccharomycodes ludwigii, 1110 nucleotides. It is a transcript of the gene LEU2, whose product is annotated as 3-isopropylmalate dehydrogenase. Gene Ontology annotation, cellular component: cytosol. The record is from RefSeq and is a predicted model, not a curated record. NCBI's taxonomy places the organism in Eukaryota, Fungi, Ascomycota, Saccharomycetes, Saccharomycodales, Saccharomycodaceae. Gene Ontology annotation, molecular function: magnesium ion binding; 3-isopropylmalate dehydrogenase activity; NAD binding. The transcript has a single exon. The coding region runs from base 1 to 1110 and encodes 369 amino acids. Gene Ontology annotation, biological process: L-leucine biosynthetic process.
AUGUCUUCCCCAAAUACAAAAAAAAUUGUUGCCUUACCUGGAGAUCACGUAGGUACAGAGAUUGUUGAUGAAGCAAUCAAGGUUUUAAGAUCCAUUGAAAAAGUAACUUCCACAAAAUUUGACAUCCAAUAUCAUUUAAUUGGUGGUGCAGCCAUUGAUGCCACCGGUGUUGCAUUGCCAGAUGAAGCCUUAGAAGCUUCUAAAGCUGCAGAUGCUGUCCUUUUGGGUGCAGUUGGUGGUCCUAAAUGGGGUACUGGUAAAGUCAGACCAGAACAAGGGUUGCUAAAAAUUAGAAAAGAAUUAGGUUUAUAUGCCAAUUUGAGACCAUGCAAUUUUGCCUCAGACUCAUUAUUGAAUUUAUCACCCUUAAAACCUGAAAUUGUCAAAGGUACCAAUUUUAUAGUAGUUAGAGAAUUGGUUGGUGGUAUCUAUUUUGGUGAAAGGAAGGAAGAGACCGAAACAGACGGUUUUGCCUGGGAUAGCGAAAGGUAUUCUGUGGAAGAAGUCCAAAGAAUUACCAGAAUGGGUGCAUUUUUGGCUUUGCAACACAACCCACCAUUACCUAUUUGGUCUUUAGAUAAGGCCAACGUCUUGGCAUCUUCAAGAUUAUGGAGAAGAGUUGUACAAGAAACUAUUAAGAAUGAAUUUCCUCAAUUGACUGUUCAAAACCAAUUGAUUGAUUCAGCAGCCAUGAUCUUGGUUAAAUCACCAACUAAAUUAAACGGUAUUAUCUUAUGUAACAACAUGUUUGGUGAUAUCAUUUCUGAUGAAGCUUCUGUUAUUCCCGGUUCCUUAGGCUUAUUGCCAAGUGCAUCAUUAGCUUCAUUGCCAGAUACAAACAAAGCCUUUGGUUUAUAUGAACCUUGUCACGGUUCUGCUCCAGAUUUGCCACCAAAUAAAGUUAAUCCAAUUGCUACCAUCUUGAGUGCUGCCAUGAUGUUGAAAUUAUCUUUAGAUAUGACUAAAGAAGGUGAAGCUAUUGAAAAAGCUGUCAAAAUCGUUCUAGACAAAGGUAUUAGAACCGGUGAUUUGGGUGGUAAGAACACCACUAAGGAAGUGGGUGACGCUGUGGCAGAAGAGGUUGUACGUAUUUUACAAGGUUCUGCGUAA